Molecule: messenger RNA, 1680 nt
Organism: Epinephelus fuscoguttatus (brown-marbled grouper)
Lineage: Eukaryota; Metazoa; Chordata; Actinopteri; Perciformes; Serranidae
Product: cyclic AMP-responsive element-binding protein 3-like protein 3-B
Exons: 10
Coding region: 129-1220 (363 amino acids)
Biological process (GO): regulation of transcription by RNA polymerase II
Cellular component (GO): nucleus
Molecular function (GO): RNA polymerase II cis-regulatory region sequence-specific DNA binding; DNA-binding transcription factor activity, RNA polymerase II-specific
Source: RefSeq, a predicted model, not a curated record
CGGGCAGUCCCGGCGGUGACAGGAGAGACGUUGCUGCUGCGGCUGCUGCUGCGGCUGCCGUGUGAAGGUGCAGGGCGGAGGCUGCGGCAGCAGGGGGCGCUGCAGCUCAACAGCCGGGACACUCAGAGAUGAUGGAGGUGCAUGGUGGGAUGGACCUCAUCGACCUCCUGCUCAGGAAUACAGAUGAAACCACCGGUUGCCACAGCAACCAACCAUGGACCACAACAAUUCAUGAAACUCAGAGCCCUGAGGGAAGUUCUGCUGAUGACUUCCUGGACGCCCUGCUGGGUGGGAGCGACUCCUCCUCCGUUCCAGCAUCCCCCCUGUGGUCACCCUGCACCACUGAUAGCGGCAUCAACGAGGACACCCCGUCAGAUCACAGAGACAGUCUUCACCCACCCUUCUGCACAGCUUUUCCAGCCUUCAACACACAGCCUUUCCCUCAGCCUCUACCUCCAGAGAACCAGGCACCACCAAAUGAAAAAACGUCUGACGUCUUCAUUGAGCUAGGCUGGGAGUCGGAUGACCUCCAAGAGCAAUUUGGCAUUGCACACUACCUCACUACGAGCCAAACCUCCCCUCUGUCCUCCAGUCAGACUCUCACAGUGAAAGACCUGCUGCUUUCCAACCCCGGGCAGAGUGCACAGCGCAUCCCCCAGCAUUCCCUGCAGGAGCUUGUACUUAAUGAGGAUGAGAAGAAGCUUCUGGCCAAAGAAGGGGUGAACUUACCCAGCAAACUGCCACUGUCCAAGUUUGAAGAGAGGGUUUUGAAGAAGAUCCGGCGGAAAAUCCGCAACAAGCACUCGGCUCAAGAAAGCCGGAAGAAGAAGAGGGAAUAUGUUGAUAGUCUGGAGGGAAGGAUGUCUGCAUCUAGUGCUCACAACCUGAAGCUGCAGAGGAAGAUCCAGCAGCUGGAGGAGACCAACAAAGAUUUGCUGGAGCAGCUAAGCCGGCUACAGGCCCUCCUUCCAAACAGCCCCAGUAAAACAACACACAGAGGGACCUGCAUCUUGGUUUUGCUCCUCUCCUUCUCUCUGCUCAUUUCCUCAAAUCUUCAGCCAGACCCCUACAGCCAGCCCAGCCAGGGAGACUACACACAGAGCAAAGUGCCUUCCCGCUCCCUGCAGACGAUAGAUGAAGUGCGAGACGUCCCUCCUCCCCCUCUCUUCUCCGUCUCCAGGGGCUUUGAAGCACUGUACAGGCUGAUGGAGAAGCUCUGACCCUGGACAGAUUUCCCCAUGGUUGAUUUCCCAUCCUCUCAGCACCAGGAUCACAGGCACCGGGACCAUCACUGAUCUCCUUGGGACCCCCAGGAGGAAAGAUGUAGCAAAGGAAAGCGGGCUUGCUUGCAACUGCAGCAUGACAAUGAGCAGUUUAAUUGCUUUUCAGCAUCUGUUUUCUCACCGCAGAGACUGAGUGAGGCGUUAUAGUAUAGUAUAGUAUAGUAUUUCAAAUAUUUAAGGUCUGUGAGGAGGUCGUCAAAACAGAUAUAAUUUUUCAUUUUGCUUUGGAAAACAGAGCCCCAGGGACCUGGUGGAGCAUGUAUUAUAUACCGUAUACACUACUGCAAGAUCCAUGAUCUGCAAAGCACUACAAAUGUACAUUCACUGCUGUAUUUUAUUUACUUUUGAUGUAUAUGUUGAAAACCUUUUUCCAGAAUGAUUUGCAUUUUGUAACAGU